Molecule: messenger RNA, 2995 nt
Organism: Labrus bergylta (ballan wrasse)
Lineage: Eukaryota; Metazoa; Chordata; Actinopteri; Labriformes; Labridae
Source: RefSeq, a predicted model, not a curated record
AGGUGGAGCACUUCAGCCCCGGUCGAGUCUCAGAGAAGGUCCUGUUCCACCUGCUCCGUCACCCCAGCGUCAACCAGGAAGUCCACUUUGACCCCAACAACCGUUUGAGUGCAGGUCACUACCUGUACACUAGAAACCACCCGGUGGAUUAUUUCAUCCUGCUGCUGCAGGGCCGUGUGGAGGUGGAGAUCGGCAAAGAGGGGCUGAAGUUUGAGAACGGGGCGUUUACGUACUACGGAGUGUCUGCUCUGACGCUGCCAUCUUCAGUGCAUCAGUCUCCAGUGUCGACCCAGCGUCACUCUCCCAGGGAUCCCUUUGAGGCGGCAGAAGCUACGAGCCCGUCCAGCUAUUGUCCUGACUACACCGUCCGAGCGCUCACCGACCUGCAGCUCAUACGGGUGACUCGUCUUCAGUAUUUGAACGCUCUCAUGGCGUCGCGGGUCGGCCAGAGUCCCGAUCCUCCUGAGAUUAAGAUCCUGCCCAACAGUCAGACCAAGCUGCUCAACGACAGAAACACCACACAAGGUGGCAGCAAACCCGCGGAGAGCUCCACAGAAGAGGAGGCUCAUGGGUAGUGCGGUUCUGUCUGCCUCCCCCCUUUUUACGCCCACUCAAGUGUUUAGGUGUUUAUGUUUGUUUUAGUUUUUAUUGAUGAAUCAUCUAUGGCUGGAUCGUUAUUGGGUUAUUGGACAAAACUGGAGUGAGAGCGAUUUUAAUUUGUCUGUUAUUCUCCUCCUAACAUCCCCCCCCCCCGAUGUUGUUUUAUACACUAUGGACUCUAUGUGUAUAUAUAUAUAUAUAUAUAUAUAUAUAUAUAUAUAUAUAUAAAAAUGCAUUUCAUUUUAUUUUGGGGCGUUGCCUUCUUCCAAGUUUCGCCUUUUGUAUUAAACUGCAUUGCCAUUCCUCAUUUUUGCUGUCUGGGUGCCAAAGCUAUCGUAUAUGUGUGUGUGUGUGUGUGUGUGUGUGUGUGUUGUCUGUGUGUACUGAAGCAUCCGUCCAUUUAGGAUACUAAAAAACACACAAGCUGGCCAAAACUACAAGCAGGUUUUGCACGACGCACAUUAAGCUACUUGAGAAAGCUGUAAGGUACGUCCAUAUUUUUAUGCCCUCGCACAUCAUUCCUGUCAGACGUACUGUUGAGUUUUCAAGAGCCCCAAAAAAAUAACUUUAAUUUCAAAUUUCAGCUCUAAAGCUGAUGGUUUAUAAACUCAAGCUGACUUCCAAAAGUGGGCCCAGAAUGUACGGGUCCAACUCAAUACGAUUGCCGGUUUCGUUACCACGGCAACAUUAAUAGAAGUCCCAGCCACCCAAUAUUGGGUAAUGUUAUUUAAUAACCUAAAAAAAGUGCAAGAAAACUCCUGCAAACUGUCUACAUUACACAAAUUUAGACGCUCACAGCUUUGGUGUAAAUAUGACUGAAGAUCUGUAGUUCCUCUGACACCUAAGAUGGUUAAAAAAAACUGAGAUUGUGUCGUUUUAAAACACAAAUGUCAUCGAAAAGUAUCAAAGCAUCUGAAUUUAAGACAGCUAUAGCAGAAUUUUUAAAUUCACAAAGAGAGAGAGUUUUUAUUCUUAUGUUAACAAAAGCUUAAAAAUGUUCUUAAAUCCAAAAGAAGCUAUGCCUGACGGAUUCGUUGGGUAGCCAAUAUGAAUAUUAACGGUCCAAUAUGGGCCAAGUGCAUCCAUAUAAUAUCUUUAAUAUGUUUCAGAUACAUGCCAAUCUGGAUAUGGAGAGAAAUGUUUCGGCCAAAAAAAGAAAUGGUGUCAAAAAUUUCUCAAAUAUCCAAUUUUGGUGGUGAUGGAGAAAUGAGUUGAUGGUUUAGUUUUGAUUUUCAAACUUCAGUGCUUGAAUUUGUGAUAUUUGCUCCAGAUUUUGAAAGUUUUUUCAAGACGAGAAAGAAAAUACGAUCCAUGUAGAAACAGUUUCUUCUUGUACAUUUUAGAUUUCCUCAAAGUGAGGUAUCAGAAAAAUGAUCAAUUCAAUAUUUUUUACCAAAACUAAGGUUUGGUAUCCGCACGAGUAUUUACAAAAAAGUUCAAAAGCCUCACUGCUUAGACCCGUCUGAAGUUUGCUGCCAGACAUGAAAUAAUUUUCAAUAUAUUUGAUCGUUUGUUAUUUUUCAUGCACACAGUGCCAUUGAUCCGCCUGUUUAGCUUCUCACAUUUGCACAUUUCCUGCCGUUUGAAAUUCUUUGCGGUUGGAUCUGUUCAUUUGCCAAAAUAAUCAAUCAAAUGUUCACAUCUUCCCACUUUUUACGGAAGGAGAACGAUUAUACUUGCAGCUUCAUAUCGUAUUUUAUUGAGAUACCUAAAGGCUAAAACUGAAGAUAUCAGAAAAUGCGGACAAAUCCUUUUGAUAAAAAAAGAUUAACCUCGUUUUGGUCAUUCUUGUGAUGUCUUUUGACGUUUGAGGAAAGCCUUAAAUUAACCUCUGAAGUACACAUAGAAAAAUCACUCCAUUACUCCACCUGCAGAGGGCGCUGUUAAUCUGAAAACGGCGUUGAUGUCUUUGUGCAUUAUUUAAAAUCCUGAAACUGGAAGUGAGAUUAAUUGAAAAAGAUGCAUGUUGGAUUCAGCAGAGCACCUUCUGCAGUUAAAUAUCCAUCUGUCUGCACGUUGUCUCUGUUGUUAAAUGUCUUUUUUGUAGACAUUCCUGUAUCCCAUCUGUCUGUCUCUGAAUGUCUGUGAGUGUGUGUGUGUGAUAAAUAAUAUUUCAGAAACUACAUGUCAACGAGCAAGCAUUAAAUUUCCACCUAAACUUCAUUACCCAUGUUGUAUGCUGAUAUGUUACCAUGCAUAAGAAGCGUCUGUCAGUCAUUGCUGCAUGUUAGUGAACAUGUGAAAUAUGUCAGAAGCGGCUUCUAAAUAACCCACAGUGUGUCGCCUGUAUUUGAUGCGGAGGAAAUAAUGAGGUUGACUUUCUACAUUUAUUUUUUCCAAGUCUAUUUUAAAGGACCAAUCUGUAAGAUAUCUACUGAAUGAAAUGAUAAAAUGA